CCCCGCCGGCGAAGCCGCUCGGCGGAAGAGGCGCGGCGCUGUCGCCAUGGCCCACGACACACGGGAGCUCGGCCUGACCGGAGAGCAGCAGGCCGUCAAGGCCCGCUACCCGCCCAUCCAGAGGAAGUACGAGUAUCUGGAUCACACAGCUGAUGUGCAGUUGCAUGCCUGGGGAGACACCUUGGAAGAAGCCUUUGAGCAGUGUGCUAUGGCCAUGUUUGGGUACAUGACAGAUACGGAGACGGUCGAGCCUCUGGAUACAGUCGAGGUGGAGACAGAGGGACAUGACAUGCUUUCUCUUCUAUUUCAUUUUCUGGAUGAGUGGCUUUAUAAAUUCAGUGCUGAGGAAUUUUUCAUUCCGAGGGAAGUGAAAGUGCUCCAUAUUGACCGGGUAGGAUUCAGAAUAAGGUCUGUUGGGUGGGGAGAAGAGUUCUCUUUGUUGAAGCAUCCCCAGGGCACAGAAGUCAAAGCAAUCACCUAUUCAGCAAUGCAGAUCUGUGAUGGUGAAAAACCUGAGCUCUUUGUCAUAAUUGAUAUCUAAACAGAGAAAAGCGCACUGGUGAGAAACUGCGCUCUUCUCACUUGCUCUCUCCCGAGUCUUCCUGGAAGUGACACAGCCAUGGGCUAGAUGAACUGUGCUGCCGCUGAGGACAUCGUGGUGGCUGUGGCAUCUGGGCAGGGUAAUCCAGGGAAUGCCUGGGCUGCUCUGGGGUACUGCUGCCGCAACACUAAAGAGAGAGUGCAUGUGCAGAGAGCUAAACUGUAGGCAAAGAGUAAUUUGGUGGUGCAGCCUGUAAUAUUGUGUGUACUGUUUCCAAAUGCAAGAUUCUGCGGUAAAUUAGAUCAAGAAGUUGGUGGAAGAAUAUUUUUGAUUAAAAAGAGGUGAUAGUAUACGACAUGAAAAUCUAGGUCUUGUCUACUUUUCAUGAUACUACCUCUUCUAUUGCCUCUGUUGUCAUUUAGAACUCUUUGUAAAAUGAUAUUUUACAAAUAUUUUUUUGUGCAAUGCUUUCCUUCUGGAUCUCCCAGAAGUUUGUGCCAUAACUGAAUCUGGUACAAUCAGUGGCCUGGCUCAGACAUGGCAACAUGGUUCCAUAGUUUGUCAAGCACAGGUUGUUUAUAAUGAAGAGGAUGUUAGUGUACAUGCUGGCCCUUGACUGCCCAUCUGCUCCUGCUGGGCUAAGCAACAACCCUGGGAUACUCCUUCCCAGGGUUGAUUAUCAUGACAUCUGAACCUGGAAUUGCAGGUUGUAGGACAAAGAACAAUCCAGCCGUGUAACUCAAGAAUAAGCUAUGGAUUACAGCUCAGCAGGGGCGUAUGGGUAGCCAGGAGCUCACACACUCCUGGGUAGUAGUAAUUUUCUCAUUCACUUUAACUUUGGUUUGUUUAUGUAAAUAUACUACUACUUAGUCAUAAAGCCAUCACUAUUAAAACAAUUGAAAACUGAAAAAGAUGAAAGCAGAGCUUUUAAAAGAGCCCCUCUAGAAUAAUAAAACCAGCUGUCAACCCUUCAAAAUCAAUGAAUGCUGAGAAAACAGAAAUGCCAAAAGCUGAACAACGAUGGAGCUGGUCUAACCUCAGAGAGGAAAUCCGGGUGCUCCUCCAGGAAAAAUUUGGUUGGGGCAUCUUAAACCGGCUCAUUCAUUGCCCCUCCCUCUUCAUCCCUCUGAGAUGGUAGUAUACAAGGGGUCUUUUUGUAAGGCAAGGCACUACAGGAGAGAAGAACCCUAAACACCAUGCACUGUGCCAAUCGAGGUAUGAUUUCAACAUGUCUCUGCUUACCUAGGCACUUCCAUGAGAACAUUCAUGCAAUGAUGUGAUUAGGCGUACUUUUAAAUGCAGGUAUAUACAAAUGACAGAUGGAGGCUUGCAUAUUUUAAAUUAUUUUUUGAUUAUAAAUAAAAUAUAAAUAAAAUCCAUUUUUAAAAUGUUA
This is a messenger RNA of Varanus komodoensis (Komodo dragon), 1934 nucleotides long. It is a transcript of the gene TSLIG1, whose product is annotated as zinc finger and BTB domain containing 8 opposite strand. Gene Ontology annotation, biological process: tRNA splicing, via endonucleolytic cleavage and ligation. Gene Ontology annotation, cellular component: tRNA-splicing ligase complex. The record is from RefSeq and is a predicted model, not a curated record. Lineage: Eukaryota; Metazoa; Chordata; Lepidosauria; Squamata; Varanidae. The coding region runs from base 47 to 541 and encodes 164 amino acids. The transcript is spliced from 7 exons.